GUUUUUUGUUGGAAGGAAAAUUGCAGAGACGAGUGUCAAAGCUUCAAAUUGGAGUUCCAUUGUUUUAUCUGUCUUAACCAGGUAAAGUUGAUCAAAUUAUUAAAUGGCAGACGAAAACAACACAGAGACUGUUAAGAUAGACAUUCAUGGUAAAAUAAGAUGUACAGUCCAAGAUGGAGAGAGGGAAUGCCUUUUGGAUGUGAACAGCGAAGCCGAAUCUUGGAUUGAUCAAGUUAAAAGCAUGCAUGUAUCCAAAAAGUACUUAGACCGAAAAACAUCUGAUGGUGUGUCUAUAUAUCGGGUGCCUCCAUGUAUAAAGAAUACCAAACACGAAUCUUAUGAUCCUGUGGUUGCGCUUCUUGGACCUUAUCAUCACAGAAAACACCAGCAGCUGACCGUAAUGGACGAAUAUAAGCUUCAAGCAGUAGAUAGAACCUUAGAAAGGAUACCUCGUAUGACCGUAGAACAGUUAGUUAUGAAGGUUGAAGAGUUAGAGAUGAAGAUCAGAUCUUGCUAUGAAGACUGGGCCACUGAAUGGGAUAGAGAGACGCUGGCCUGGAUGAUGGUGAUGGAUGGAUGCUUUAUUCUCGAAUUCCUUCGAAUGGAAUUACCCAAUUCUAGCCUUGUUUUCUGCUCCCAGAGAAGUGAUAACAUUAAAAGACGAGAAAUUGUAUUGGACAUUUUGAAGCUAGAAAAUCAGAUUCCUUUCUUCAUUCUUCAAAUGAUCGUAGACUUGGAGAUUAGAGACCCUGGAGCCGUGCCAGCCUUUUUAGCCAAACGGUUAGACAGUCUCAUCGGUGGGUUUUUUCAAGGCUACCCAUUUUCACUCGAAGAAAAUAGACAUGAAAAAACGGUAUGUAAUGGUGUCAACGAAAAUGAAAACGUAAUUGCGAAACUUAUUAAUGGAGGUGUAAGCCAUCUAUUGGAUUUGUCGCGGAGGGUGAUUGAAAAUUUGUUAUCAAAUUCGGCUUCUGGUUGCGAAUCUGAUAUUCCCCCAAAAAGUUGUUCUUGCAAUGUUCAAUGCGGUGUUUCUACUUGCAUUGCCACUCCAAAUGGCGUUGCUUGUUUUAGAGGGGCUCCUACAUUUGGCUGCCUUCGUCGUUCUUCUAGAGUAGAUGGAAGCAUGAUACCUUCAGCAGAAAAGUUGCAAAGAGCUGGAAUUAAAUUGAAGCUAAGCACUGAAGGAAAAUUCGAUUUUAAACGCAAUUGUUUCCGACGCGGAACACUUUAUCUUCCUCAAAUCAUUGUCGACGAUGACACAGAAAUAUUUUUGAGAAACCUUGUGGCUUUUGAAGAGUGUCAAAGGAAGGAAAACUCUGCAAUUAAGCGAGUAAUUUCGCGCAACAUGUAUAUAAUGGAUAACUUAAUCGACUCCAAGGAGGACGUUGGGCUAUUUCGCAGAGCAAAUAUUGUGAAGAAUUAUCUGGGGACUGAGGAGGAAGUAGCUCGAAUAUUCAAUGAUUUGUGCGUCGGAAUCACUUACAAAGGUGAUUUCGAGAAUAUUUUGAGAAAUGUUAACGAACAUUAUAACAGCCAACUGACAGUGUGGAUUAGCGAUUUCAGGAAAGAGCAUUGUUCAAGGCCAUGGUAUGUUAUCUCUUUAGUGGCAGCCGUAAUACUUUUAGUACUCACCCUUCUCCAAACCAUCUAUACAAUGAGAAGUUAAAUUUCCAUCCAGAUUAUUUUAGA
This is a messenger RNA of Cryptomeria japonica (Japanese cedar), 1689 nucleotides long. RefSeq names its product putative UPF0481 protein At3g02645. The coding region runs from base 104 to 1666 and encodes 520 amino acids. The transcript has 2 exons. The record is from RefSeq and is a predicted model, not a curated record. Lineage: Eukaryota; Viridiplantae; Streptophyta; Pinopsida; Cupressales; Cupressaceae.